Pomacea canaliculata is the source of this 5743-nucleotide messenger RNA. RefSeq lists its product as uncharacterized. NCBI's taxonomy places the organism in Eukaryota, Metazoa, Mollusca, Gastropoda, Architaenioglossa, Ampullariidae. The transcript has 11 exons. The record is from RefSeq and is a predicted model, not a curated record. Gene Ontology annotation, biological process: protein phosphorylation; mitotic DNA damage checkpoint signaling. Gene Ontology annotation, molecular function: ATP binding; protein serine/threonine kinase activity. The coding region runs from base 227 to 2626 and encodes 799 amino acids. Gene Ontology annotation, cellular component: nucleus.
UCAACGAGUAGUUAGUUGUUUAAUCAUUGUUACUCCUCGAGGAGCAUAGACCAAACAAUAGCCUAUAUAGGCUAUACACUAUAAAGCAACGGUGGUGGUAGAUAACCGCGACUGAUUACCUCCCUUUACGGAAGAAAGAGAGACUGUGUGUGUAAAGGAUUUUGGAAGAAAUUUCAUUACUGUAUUCAUUAAUCAUCAUCUAUUCACCAUUUCACGAUCGCAUAAUAUGAUGGACAGUGGACAAGGAAGCAUUGCUGAAACUGUUCUGCUAAGUCCUACUCAGCAAGCGUUGGUGGUCAAUCCAUCAAGUGUCUUGCCACCACCUGAAGUACAGCAGUGUCUUGCACUUUACAAUUUUAGUCAGCAUGGACAACAUAAGGCUCUUCCACCCCUGUCUGAUGAUGAGAUUGACGUACACACAUUUAAUGUCAGUGGCAGAGUUGGGAGGCCAAAACAUGAGAGAAAUGCUGAGCUGCUUAUCUCUAAUGUGAUGACUGGGGUCAAGAGUGGGCUUGCCAACUGUGCAGUUGCAUUUGAUAGUGACAUCAACAUUGAGCAUGUUCCCUUUAAAGAAGACCAAUUCCAAAAACUGCCAAAAAAAGGUGAAGGGGUCAGUAGUUUUGUAACUGCAUAUAAAGACAAGUCUGGAAAAACGUUUGUCAGGAAAUGCCUGAAGGAUGGUACGAAGCUUCGUGAGCAGGAAAUAAUGUCGAUGAUAAAGCUGAACCAUCCAAAUAUUUGCAAACUUUAUGCAGUGAUUUUUCACCUGGGGUCUGUGGACAUCAUCAUGCAAGAUGGAGGUCAGCCUCUUUACACUUUUAUUGAAGAGCUACAAAAUAGGCUUAUUGGCCCUACAGCAAGCUCUUGUUACUAUGAGUUGGUGCAGGACCUAACAUGUCAAGGCUUCCAAGCUCUUCAGUACAUGCACAAACAUUGUUUGUAUCAUCUGGACAUCAAACCUGACAACAUCCUGGUGGACUCGACCCCAGAGAACCAGUUCCGUCUAACAUUGGCAGACUUUGGUUCCAGCAUGACUGGCAAUCAACUAAUGUCAUUUAGCAUGCAUUUGACACCAGAAUACUUUGCUCCUGAGCUAUGGCAACGCCUUGUAUCUAACUACAACAAACUUAAGGAAGAACAGUUUUCACCCCAGGCAUCAUUUGACGUCUAUGCAAUGGGGCUGACAGUCUAUUUCAUGUGCACCCGCCGUCAUCUCCUAAAAUUUCUAGAACGACGUAAAGACAAUGACAGACAAACUUCCUUUGUCUUCAUGGCUGAGCUGAUGAUUAAAUAUGCUAACUGCAUUGGUGAAGUGGCCACUAAGGGACCCUUUUUCCACAAGCCACUGCCUCAGCUCUUGCAUGAGCUCCUGACCAACACCUUGCAUGCUGAUCCCAACAAACGUUGGACUGCCUCAAAUGCAUUAGAGUGUCUUUCUUGUGAUGUAGCAUGCAUGUCAGAAGUUGAGGAAGAUAAAAAGGAGAAGGAAGAAGUUAAAUUGCAAGUGUCAACUCAGGUUGAUAAUACUGUCUCACGUUAUGCUGCAGAGUCUGCAGUUGUACAAGAAGCUGCAGGGCAAUCUACAGUUGCUAUCCAAAAUACAAGCGACUGUAUCAUUGGCUCAGAAAGUUUCCAUUCCCCACAAGACAUCAAUGUCUUUAGGAGACAAAAGUUAGAGAGAAAAGUUCAAAUCCCAGCCAGCAGGGACAAGCUUGCUGUUGGAGCCCCUGCAAACCUCCCAGCCAGUUUCUCACAAAGUAUGAAGGCUACUGAGGCUAAAUCGCAUACAAUGCUGACAAAUUAUUGUCCUAUGCAGCUUAACAGCUCUUUGACCCUUAUGGAACUGGAAAGGGUUUCCCAUGCUGCAGUCCAGGGCAAUGAAGGACAUGGACAUCCUGACCUUUGUCUACAUGAGACCACUUUGCAGAAUUGCGUAUCUGAUGUUGCCACUCCUGCAGAGCUUUGCCAAGCAGAAGAAAAGCCAUAUGGGACACUUAACCAGUUCGGUGUGCAAAGGGAUAAAAAUGUGGCUCCUGGCACAAAUGUCCUUAAACUGCGUGGAAAUCAGCCAUUAGUUUUUGAAGGCAAGAGUGCAUUGGAAAUCAUAACCCGUCCACUUGCCCCAGAUAUUUUUAAUGAUAUUUCUCCUCCUGAAACUUCCCUUGAAGAAGGUGGCGCCACAUAUACACCCUUAGCAAAUUCUAAAAAAGGCAAAACAUUUGCCUCAAAGGGUCGGGUAAAGCCGUAUGAUAUCAAACCUACCAGUGGUGCAGUCAAACAUACAAAGAGAAUGCACUUUUUGGAGGAGCAGCUUUGCCCCACUUCCACAUGCUUUGUGGCUGGUAGUAUUGCGCCCACACCUGUUGCACACACAAAAGGAGAGGUGACUGCUAAAACACUGCAGUUCCCCAAGUAUGGCAGCUCCUCCAUCAGCCAGUUUAAUGUCUGGUCAGUCGAGACCAAUGAGCAGGUACAUCACACUGUUAUAAGGCCGCUACCAGUGCAGCCACAGGAUGCUUUUGAAAUUAAUUCCCCUUCAGAGGGGUCAGUCCAGGGUCCACCUUUUAUGCAGCAUCAAGGUGGAAGCAUACCCAAUUUUGAUUUGCUGCUGGGUGCGCCUGAUUAAUGUUCUGAUACAGAACUGGCUUCGUUUUUAACUUAAUUCUGGUUUUGUCAUUGCAGUCGCCAUACCAGUUUAUGCUAUGACAUUUUAUAUCGGUUUCGUUAGCAUGAUGGUCCCUUAAUAUAAAGGAAUAUGUGGAGUAGGAAAGCCAUUUUCUUAGAAAGUAAGGAAAUCCACCAACAUAAGAAGAUGGGUGGGUAAUAUAAACUUUUCUGUGCUAUCCCACAUGCCACAAUCAGAAAUGGGAAGAUUUUAUUUGUUAAUUUGGGGCUUGUUUCUUUUUUAUCCCCUUUUUGUUUGGUAAUUUGCUUACUCUCUGCUUAGAUUCUGCUGUAGUCAGAACACUCUUGUUGAUUUGUUUCUUAUAUUUUAUUUUGUGUAGCUGGGGCUAGAAUUGUUACUUUUUAAUUUGUGCAUUACUUUUUACAAAUUUUCCUAGGGCAAAAAUUCAUUUUAUUCAGUAGCUUUAUUUUUCCUGUGUAGCCAUCAUAUAAAUUGAAUACAUCUUUGUUUUGACAGUCUUUCGCCAAUGCAUGAAUACCGUCACACAUAUGUUCUCUUUGUAUCUCUAUCAUACAUCUUUGCUGGAGCUAUGUAUGAAGCAAUCUAGAUUCAAUCAAUUUGUUUCACACACUCACUCACAUAUUUUCUUUUGAAACUGUUACAUGAAGUUCGGAAUUCCACAUUGUUCACAGCAGGCCUGAGGAAACAUUUUUACUAAUGAUAAAAUCUAAACUUGUAGAUUAGGAAAAAUUCUUCAAUGACACAUUUUAGUCACCAGCUACUGUAGCACACUGAAAACAGUUGUAUUAAAAAAAACAAACUUUUACAUCAUGUGAGCACUGUUGUGGGGAGAGACAAUUAGACUUGAGCUAGUAUGGAGGGGGCUUCUUUAUCCAGUCAGUCCAAUAGAGCCUUUCCUGCUGAUUGUUAGUGGGAUGAUAGUGAUCCCAAUAAGUUUUUCCUGCAAUAUCAUACCAACAGACAAAUCAGGUCAAUAACAGGAUCUAUCUGGCCGCCUGUAUACCAACCCAGAAGAAGAAACUAUUCCUAUUUAUCAUUUAAGGAAGGAGCUGUUUUGGAGAUAUCUUUAUACCAUAUUUUCACUAUUUGUAGAUGGUCAUGUCUCUAUCCUGUGCUUAGGCAAACGCAUUAGCUGCGAUUUUCCCAGCCAGUGUCUUGCCUUCUUAUUCAGAUGUGAUCUUCUGUCCCUUGGUUUCUGUAUCGAUUCAGUGUUCUAUAUAAUCUCCAUAACCUGGUGGUAUCUCUCUCCAUAUCAAGACUUGUGGUCUUUUCUCCUCAACUUCUUCAAGUCCAGUUUAGUUUUCAGGAAAUUUGCUUUUUUUCCAAGCAGCUUGAUGUUUUCUUGGCUAGGGUUGGUCCUGGCCUCAUCUCUCACUUUGCUUGUCAUGAGUUAGUUGUAGUUCACUUAUCCAGCAUGGUGUGUAGUUCUUUCUCACACCUCAUGAAAUGAUUUCAUCUUGAUUAUUUUGUUGUUAAAAUCUUUGGGUAAUGGUAGUUGACCACACUGAUGAUGAUGUCUUUCAUUAUUACAUAGACUUCGAUAUACUCAGCCUUGUUUGUGUGUUUACUGUUUUCAUGGAUAUUCAUUGUUUUCACCUUUUCUCCUGCCUUGCUGAUCACUCUGGAAAGCUUGGUAUCCUCUGAUCUUGAAGCUUUUCCUCUAACAGAUGUGUUUUCUGCGUCCAGCAGAUGCUCUCAUUUUCCAUCCCCAGGCUCCACAAGAUGGGUUGAAGGGACAUCCAGUCGCUGAGAGUGGACUUUCUUGAGGUGUGGAGCCUGGAACUGCACUUGCCCGGUGGAUCUUAACAGUUCGAGCAAUAUUUUAGUUGUCAAGUGUCAUAGUGGUUGUUGCUGUGUGGUGUUGUGAUUAAUUAGAGUACUCCAAGUGGCCCAGCACCUCUGUCUUCAGCAUGCCAGGAUUUUUUCAGGGUUACCUGCUCUUAGCUGUACAUCCUUCCCUGUGAAAGGAGAUUGUUGGGAUCCAACCCGAGGGGUAGAGCUUAUAAUGCAUCUCUUUAUUACAUGGUUGACGUCAUUGGCACAUGGGGUAUUUCUUUCUGUAGGUAGCAGUGCCAUCUGCUACUUUGCCCCAUCUUGGUAGGAACACCACCCAUUGGUAUGACGAAUUAUUUUACCACAUAAAAGACAUAGACCCAUGCACACUAGAACAGUCGGUGCUGAGGUGCAUUCUACUAUUAAUGGACAGGAUUACCCUGAAAAUUUAUGAACAUGUGCAUUUUUGGUUGAUUUGCUUUUUUUACAGUAUCACAUUGAUAGAACAGGAACUUUGAUCAAGGAAUAUGCUUUGCUAUGUAUCAUCAUGUUAGCCAAAUGUAGAGCUUUGUUAUUGUUGUUGAAGACCUUAUUUUUGUAUGAUGUGUCAGUGUUUUUAGGUUUUUAAACCUGUUUCUACUAUUUACAGUGCCUUUGUGUAGGUUAGUUUAACUUUCUUUGCUCCAAAGUUUUACCUGACAUGAACGGUGUAUGGAAAGCAAAAUCAUUUUUAGUUCUGAAAAAGCACAAUCAUGUAAAUUUUUUAAAUGGCUAGAAAUGGUAUUUUAUGAGCUAUAAAUAUUAUAAAUAUUAGCUAUAAAUACUAUGAAUUGUCAGCCGCUUUUGAUUGUAUUUUUGAGCAGAAUGAUUCGAUUUUUAAAAUUUGGGUCUAUAUGAUAUGCCAUUGAACUUGUGAUAAUGUAUAAUAUUGUUACAGAGUUAGUAUAGUCUUUGGUGUCUUUCAAUCUAUGGCCAUUUCAAAGUUUAAUUGUUUUCAUUUGAAAUGAAUGAAGAAAUAGAAACAAAAUAUAUUUUCUUCUGAGUUAUAUCUUUUCGAUGUUAAGUGUUUGAAACUGAAAAAAUCACUUUACCAAGCAGUGUGAGCAUAAAGAUACCUUUAGACUGCAGGAAUGGAUUUCUUUAUGUCAAGAAGUUAUGUACACGUAGAAACUGUAUUUAGAUGAUUACUGCAUAGUUUUUGUUCUGAGACACAUUGGGAUCCUGGUUAUUUCCACAGCUUCUUUGUCAAUUUUGACAUUUUAUGCACAUUUUCUUUUGCUACUUCUGCUUUGAGCUUAUGGAAUAAAGCAUUGAAAAAGUUGC